Messenger RNA from Zygosaccharomyces rouxii, 1077 nucleotides. RefSeq lists its product as uncharacterized. The transcript has a single exon. Gene Ontology annotation, cellular component: P-body; nucleus. The record is from RefSeq and is a predicted model, not a curated record. NCBI's taxonomy places the organism in Eukaryota, Fungi, Ascomycota, Saccharomycetes, Saccharomycetales, Saccharomycetaceae. Gene Ontology annotation, biological process: deadenylation-dependent decapping of nuclear-transcribed mRNA. Gene Ontology annotation, molecular function: RNA 7-methylguanosine cap binding; hydrolase activity. Bases 1 to 1077 code for a protein of 358 amino acids.
AUGUCUGAGGCUGACGUUGCAUUCCGUUCUCUAGUGGAUAAAUUUCGUUUUGAAAGGGUACUAAACUCAAACCCUCAAACCAAAACCAUCUCUUUACUGGGUUUCAUCGAUGAGAAGUCCGCAAUUCUGACAGCAGAGAAGACUCACUUCACAUUUGAUGAAAAUAAGGUUGGCUCUCAAUCCGGUUCUGAUGGCAUAAAUACUCCAUUUUUUUACCACUGUGAGAAUGAGUACUCAUGUACCAAUGCCAUGCAAGAGUUGAGACAGUUGACAUCAAAUGAUAUCUAUUAUUGGGGGUUAACGGUGCUCAAACAAAACAUGGAUCAUAAUCCUACGGCAAGAUUAAAUUUAAUAUGGCCUGCUACAUCGGUACACAUCCGUAAAUUUGAGCAACAACAAUUACAUCUCGUUAGGGAGACUCCAGAGACUUAUGAAAAGAUCGUCAAACCUUACAUCGAUGAGAUGUACAACCUAGGUAGGUUAAAGUGGGUCUACAACAUUUUGUAUCAAGGAGCUGAAGCUGAUCGUGUAGUCUACAGAGAUUUUUUGGAGGAUAAUAAGCGUGAUGGGUUUGUCAUCUUACCAGAUAUGAAAUGGGAUGGUGUCAAUCUAGAUGCGCUCUAUCUGGUGGCCAUCUUCUACAGAGACGAUUUAAAAUCUAUUAGGGAUUUAAGACCUGGUGAUCGUGAUUGGCUCAAGAGCUUAAAUACCAAGAUUAGAACUAUUGUUCCAGGAUGUUAUAACUACGCUAUUCGUGCAGAUGAACUGAGAAUCUUUGUUCACUACCAACCUUCGUACUACCACUUCCACAUUCACAUCGUUAAUAUCAGACACCCUGGACUCAACGAUGGAAUUGCAGCUGGUAAGGCCAUUUUGCUCGAUGACGUUAUUGAGAAUUUGAAAUAUUUGGGUCCCAACGGCUAUAUGAACAAGACUUUGACAUAUGUAAUCGGUGAUAAUCACGAUUUGUGGGGAAGAGGCCUAAAAGAUGUAGUUGCUAAGCAGUUGGAAGAAGAUGGGAUUCCCAAAACCCCCAAAAUUGUGAAUGAAUUCACCGAAGAUGAAGACCAAGAGUAA